AUGACGACAACCACGGAGAUUGAUCUAAUGACGACAACCACGGCGGUCGAUUCAUUAACGACAGCCACUGACGCAACCACAACUAAUACGAUAACGACGACGGACACGACCAUCAGCGAGUUAACAGCAAGUGCUGCGACACCUAUCGUUGCUCAACGACGUCGCCGUCGUCGAUCGAUGCUCAGUGAAUAGUAAAUGGCGCUUGGCACAUGCCGAGAAAAGAAAUUACACUCUUUUCCAAUAUCCACCAAAUUUCAUUCACUAUCUUUCUCUCAUUUUACUGUCGAUUGGCUGUCUGUUAAUCAAUAAAUGUAUACAGGACUAUCUAAGUCUUGCAGUUCUCUUUUAUCUUUCUGCCGCUGGAAGAAUGAGAGAAGAAACGUCUACUAUUCCUUCUCAGUAACAGAUGUAGAUUAAGUUAGUUGUUCACAGGCACACAACCACGACACUACGUGAUUCACUAAUGUGCUUUAAAAAGAACAGUUGUAUGCAGAGAUUAUUUCGCGAGGUCCUUCGUGUUUUUAUUAAGAAUACUCAUCAGGAUUCUGCAUAAGCACACACAAAAGCAGAGGGUAUGGGUAUGAGUAUCUAUUUAUCUUGCGAGUGACAGGCGAGGUUCUUUCUCCAUCAUCACCGAAAGAAGAGAUACUCGUAUUAUUUCUGUUGUCCGCAGAUAUAUACACCCAUAUUGUAGCCCGUGAAAUUCUUUCUCAGAUGUGGUAUUGCUUGAAUUUGCGUUCCUAUUUUACAAAUAAGACUUUAUGCUAAUAGAGUAGGCUAAAUUAACGUUAAUUAGUACUAAUUAGUCAAUACCAGAAAGGAAAGAACAAAAAUUCUUGCAUAUUUUCUCGUAAUAAAUAUUCUCCACAAUUGAACGCGGGAUUAUUAUUGAAAACAUUCCGGUCCAUCCUCCAUUAAUUACAAAAACUUAGUUCUUGUCUAGAUCGGUAGAAAAAAGUGUGGAGAAUAUUUAUUACGAGAAAAUAUGCAAGAAUUUUUGUUCCUUCCUUCCUGGUAUUGACUAAUUAGUACUAACUAACGUUAAUUUAGCCUACUCUACUAGCAUAAAGUCUUAUUCGUAAAUUGCCGUUUUCUUGCAUGCUGAGCGUUGUAGUGGUGGUCAGAUCAUUAACCGGAGGUGCGGGUGGUGUGUCCUGAGAUGGAUCAGCACCGUCGUAUGAUGGUUCAUCGGGAAAUUCGGGCAUAUCAGGCUCAUCGGGCGAUUCCGCGUCAGAAAUCAGUUGCCGUGGUGGUGGAGGCGGAUGUCUCUAAGUCUUACGGUUUAAGAGUUUUCCAGAGAUCAAGGCCCAAAAAGGACCCUGAACGGCGUUCCAUGAUUUUUUAAUAUACUUCAAGCUGGAGAGUUCGGGUUUGUUUUAUUUUAAACUAGACACCUAACUACAUCGACUGACCGGCGCCGAUUUUUCA
Didymodactylos carnosus is the source of this 1428-nucleotide messenger RNA. Lineage: Eukaryota; Metazoa; Rotifera; Eurotatoria; Philodinida; Philodinidae. The record is from the annotation of a GenBank genome assembly.